Lates calcarifer (barramundi perch) is the source of this 8358-nucleotide messenger RNA. It is a transcript of the gene stab1, whose product is annotated as stabilin 1. NCBI's taxonomy places the organism in Eukaryota, Metazoa, Chordata, Actinopteri, Centropomidae. Gene Ontology annotation, biological process: cell adhesion. The record is from RefSeq and is a predicted model, not a curated record. Gene Ontology annotation, molecular function: hyaluronic acid binding.
UUUCCUAGAUUAGAGAGGCAAAGACGUGACGCCAGCACUCGUUCCAGCCUCUCUGGCUGAUCUCUGGCUGCCGUACCGGACACUGAGCCGAGGGUUAAUUUGUUAGUUUGUUAUUAGUUUGUUAGUUCCCACAUAACUGGGAUUGUUGCCUUCAAGGCUGCAAAUGAGCCAAGAACACUGCUGAUAAUCCUAACGCUGCCUGGAUCCACCCUGUAGUUUUUAUUUUUUUUAAUGUAUUUUCUAAGUAGUCAUCUUAGUUUUUCUGUCUGACCAGGUUGCUUUCAGUUUAUUACACUAAUUACUGCUGGAAUACAGGUCUGUUGUUUUCUGAUAGGUUUGGUGUUCUUGUACAGAGGAUGUUGUUAUGAGUGUGUUUUUUCCUGUAGCUAGUACAACAGGUUGUACUUGAGGGUCAGACUAGAAAUGAGAGGAGACAACUAGUUGGAGAUUCAACUCUUCCUGGACACAUUCUCUACUUUUUCUACUGUCUGAGGAGGGACACCGGGUUGGUGGAUUUAUUUUUCCCCCUGGAUGUGACAUUUUGAGCCAUGCUGCUGCUGCUGCUGCUGCUGCUCUGCCUGCAAACUUCACUGCAAGAACCGACUUCUCCUCCUGGUCGAUGUGAUAUCUCACAGAGGGAGGACAUACACACCCCCUGCACUUCCUGUGCUGCCGCCGCCAUCGGCAGCUGCCCCCACAGCUUCAGCAGCGUGGGCACCACCAACUGCAGCUACGUGGUGCAGAUCGGCGGGAGGGAGAUGGAGCUGGAUGGAUGUCAGCACAUCUGUGUGAAGAGGUUCAUGCAACCACAGUGCUGCCCACAGCACUGGGGACCGCUGUGUCUCCCCUGUCCCAGCUGGUCAGGGAAAACCUGUAACUUCCAUGGAACCUGUAUGGAUGGAGACGUCGGCAACGGGACCUGCGUCUGUGAUGAGGGCUUCUCCGGCUUUGCCUGUCAGGAGUGUAAGAAUGAGAACGCUUUUGGAGAGAAGUGUGAUAAAGAGUGUGACUGUAUGCAUGGAGUGUGUAACAAAGGUCCAGAGGGUGAUGGACAGUGUUUGUGUCAACCACCGUACACUGGGAAACGCUGUGACCAAGUGAGCAACAGGUGCUCUAACUGCAGCCCCUACUCGUUCUGUAAAGGAGAGGGAGACGCCGCCGUCUGUGAAUGUCUGCCCGGAUACAGGAACACAGCACAGGGCAAAUGCGCAAGUAUUUGCUCAGUGAGGGACUGUGAUGUCAACGCCCAGUGCUCCUCAAAGGGGUCAAAGGUUAGCUGUGCCUGUAACCCCGACUAUGAGGGUGAUGGCAGGAUCUGUGUCCCCAGAAAUCCUUGCUCCGUGAACAACGGAGGGUGUCCCAUCAACUCCACUAUCUGUGUUUUUAAAGGACCCAACAAGUCCAGCUGUGAGUGUAUGUUUGGCAUGUCCCCUAUAGGUGGCAGUGCUGAGUUUGGCUGUCAGCUGGUUUCUGCCUGCUCAGCAGACACCUGUGACCCCACGGCUGUCUGUCAGACUGAACUGGAUGGACAGCCCAGGUGUAUGUGUGAGGCAGGUCAGAUUGGUGAUGGCCGGCGUUGCUAUGGUAACCUGAUGGAGCAGCUCAUAGAGCUUGGCAGGAGUGGAAACCAGAGAGAAAAUCUGACUGAAACCGUUGCCCUGUUCGAGAAAGGAUGUUCAAUGCUGUUGAGUCACAAUGGACCGUUCACAGCUUUCAUCCCCCUGCUGAAAACACCUCUAACUGGUGUUAAUGAGGAGCUGGUGUGUAAAAACCACCUGAUCCUGGGUCAGCACCUUUACAAGGAUCUGGAGGGGCGAGACUUAAACAUGUACGGAGGAGCCAGGUUGAGGACCAAAGACAACAAGAAGUUCAUUCUGAUGGAUGACCCCAGCAGACUCUACACCGUCCUCCAGGAGGACCUGCCAGCAGCCAACGGGAUCAUCCACAUCAUAGACCGGCCAAUCACAAACACACUUUCUGACAAAUCUUCUCGUGACGAAAAGUUUGCUGAUAAGACAAUUGCAGAGAUUCUGACUAAGGAUGGAAAAUACAACCGCUUCCUGUCUCUUGUUGAUAACUGCGGGUCACCCCCUCCUCUACGGGGUCCAGGACCCCUGACUGUGUUCAUCCCCACCAAUCAAGCUGUGGAUCGAGCUAGAGAUGGAAGUAUCCUGUACAUGCUGAACGAUGCCAAACAUAAACUUCAGGAACUCCUCAGACAUCAUGUUUUCUCCCAGGCUGUGUUGACAGUCGACGAUUUGGCUGCUCUUCCUCAGAUCCAGACGAUGGCCAAUCAGAUCGUCACCAUUACAGUGUCUGACGAUGGUGAGAUCCUGCUGGGUGAGAAGGGCGUCCAUCUGGUGACCACCAACAUCAUAGCGUCCAACGGUAUCAUCCAUAUGAUUGACGGGCUGCUGUACCCGCCCUCCAUCCUCCCCAUCCUGCCUCACCGCUGCGACGUCAUUGAGAGCAAGAUCACCGUGGGUCCAUGUGUUCACUGCAAUUACCUCUAUGAGACAGAGUGUCCAGAGGGCAGCACUGAAAUGGACAGUUAUCAGAGAGGCUGUGAUUACGUCACGUCUCCUCUGAACCCGACACUUAACAAAGGCUGCGCUAAAUACUGCAACGCCACCAAAAAGGUAGCAGAGUGUUGUAAAGGUUUCUACGGUCCGGACUGUAAACCCUGUAUCGGAGGAUUUCAGCAUCCCUGCUAUGACAAAGGAAUGUGCUUCGACGGUAUCCAAGGCAACGGCUCAUGCAGCUGUCAAUCAGGCUUCAAGGGUGUCGCCUGCCACAUCUGCUCAGAGCCAUCGAAGCACGGAGACAACUGUGACGAAGAGUGUGUGUGUGUCCACGGUGUGUGUGAUAACCGUCCAGGCAGUGGUGGUUUGUGUCGGAGAGGAUCGUGUCUGGAGGGAUACUCUGGAGAAAAAUGUGACAAGAAGGCCACGCCGUGCAACUCUGACGGACUGCAGGAACACUGUCACAUCCACGCAUACUGUACACACACAGGACUGCAUACUAUGUGUGUGUGUCGGGACGGAUACGAAGGUGAUGGUCACUCUUGUUCUCCCAUCAACCUCUGCCUGAAGAGCAGCCGAGGAGGCUGCGACACCAACGCAGAGUGUGUGUACAUGGGUCCAGGUAACGUGUCGUGUGUGUGUCCUGAGGGUUGGACAGGUGACGGCAAAGUGUGUGUGGAAAUCAACAACUGUCAGCUGGAGAGUCGAGGAGGCUGUAGCCCCAACGCCGACUGUAAACACAUCGGACCUGCACAGAGUGAGUGUGUCUGUAAAACAGGUUACAUGGGCGACGGCAUUGUGUGUGACCUGGUCGACCCCUGCCUCACAAAGAACGGAGGCUGCCAUGACCUGGCAAAGUGUGAGCUGCAGAAGAGCGGCACUCACACCUGUACCUGUCCUGACGGCUACGCUGGAGACGGAACCAUCUGCUAUGGAUCAUUACUGGAGGAACUGGACAUGAACAUCAAACUGUAUAGUUUCUACCGACUGACCCAGAAGUAUAGACACUCCUCUGAGGACCUGAGUGGGAACCUCACAGUGUUGGUUCCGUCACUAAACGCUCUGAGGAACAUGAGCUCAGAUCAGGACUCGUUCUGGACCAGCCGACACCACCUACCUCACUUCCUGCGGGCCCACAUCCUGUCGGGGAUCUACUCUUUAGAAGAUCUGGGUGGACUGGUUGGCAGCAGGCUGCCCACCCUCAACCCGCCCACCUACUGGGAGAUCAGAAACAGCAGCGGGGUGAUCCAAAUUGGAAACGCCUCCAUCCUCUCACACAACCUACCUGCAAUCAACGGCUACAUUCAUGUCAUAGACAAGAUUCUGGCUCCAUCCCGCUCAGACCUCCCCCCCGAGCCUCCCACACUGAUGGCCUUCCUGAACUCCUCCUCCAACUUCAUUCUCUUCAGACAGUACGCUCUGAUGUACAACCUGUCAGAGGAGUUGGGUGUGUUUGAUUUCACCCUCUUGUUGCCGACAGACGACGCCAUCAGGCAGCACCUCAGCAGGACUAACUCCUCCCUCCUGGACUCUGAUGUGUUCAAGUACCACGUGAUUCUCAAUGAGCUGCUCUUUCCCGACCACUUGGCUGAUGGCAUGUUGAAGAGCACUCUGCUGGGCAGCGACUACCAGGUCCAGUUCCACUUAGACAACAACAACCAGACAGUUGUGAACGACGUUCUUCUUGAUGGCAGUUUCAUCGAGACGCAGUACGGCAUCAUCAUCGUCCUCCCCCAGGUCCUCAAAGUCCGCCGCAACAGAUGCAGCAAACAGGUCACCCUGCAGGUCAAUGGAAGGUGUUCAGACUGUGAGGGACCACCUCGAUGCCUCUUCAGCUACAAACCAAUCAAAACACAGUUUCCCGCCAACAUGCGGCCCAACUGUAAAUACAGGAAGCGCAUUGGUUCCAGGAGGAAGUCGAUGCCAGGCUGUGUCAUCAAAUGCCUUCGGACUACCACGGACCACUCUUGUUGUCCCGGUUACUUUGGCCACGAGUGCUUCAAAUGCCCCGGGGAGGUCGGCAGCUGGUGCUCCAAUCAUGGGGAGUGUCAGGACGGUAACGAUGGCAACGGGGAGUGCCGUUGCUACGAGGGUUUCCAUGGCACCGCGUGUGAGGACUGCGAGCCAGGACGAUACGGAGUCAACUGCUCCUCCAAGUGUGUGUGUGACCACGGGAAGUGUGAAGACGGUCUGACAGGAAGCGGCAGGUGUGUGUGUUAUAAAGGUUGGAAAGGAGCUUCCUGUUCUGUAGAGAUCAAGGACGACGCCUGUGGAGGUGUGUGUGACGAGAACGCCAACUGUAUAACAGGGCCAAAUGGAGUAGCUGCUGCUUGUGUGUGUGUGGCUGGAUAUGAAGGCAAUGGGACCUACUGCAAAGAGCUGGAUUUGUGCAGCAGGGUUAACGGUGGAUGCUCAGAGUUCGCCAUCUGUACAAAGGUAUCAGCAGGAGAGAGGACCUGCUCCUGUAGAGAGGGAUACACUGGAGAUGGAGUCGUCUGCCUGGAGAUGGACGGCUGUCUGGUCAACAACGGAGGCUGCCACAAGUGGGCAGAGUGCAUCAGAGCAGGCCCCAACAUUACGUCCUGCAGGUGUCAGAUGGGCUACCAAGGAUCAGGAAGAUACUGCUAUCCUGUCAAUCCCUGUAGAAAAGACAAUGGCGGCUGCAGUAGGUUUGCUCGCUGCGAGUACAUGGGUCAGGGUCAGAGGAACUGCACCUGCAACCGAGGCCACAUAGGCGAUGGCUUUGAUUGCCGGGGAAGCACCAACAACGAGGUGUUCCGACAGCCAGAGAAUAACUUCUACCGUCAAAUCCUGUCACAGUCAGAAGGCCGUAAUCUUUACGGUGACGGACCGUUUACUGUCUUUGUCCCUCUAGAGGAAACCAACAAUGCCUCCUCUAUCCUGGAAUGGAAGUUGGCCGGUCGUCUUGCUGACCUGUCCUGUUACCACGCUGUUUCCUGUGAGACUUUGACCUUGAGUGACCUCAAAACCACUGAGCGAGCCGUCUCAUUAUCUGGACACAUGCUGCACUUCAGCCUGCAGCAGGGCUCAGUCUGGAUCAACAACAGGUCGAGGAUCGUGAAGAGCGAUUACACCACAGCGAACGGAGUCAUUCACCACAUCGACACGAUGCUGACGCCUUACAGGCUGCAGGACAAACCACCCCUCAAGUCUAACAUGAACAUGACCACAGCAGCUACGUUUUAUGGCUACACCCGCUUCUACAAACUUGUGGAGGAUGCAGGGUUACUCCCUCUGCUCCAGAUGUCCAUCCACAAGCCGUUCACCAUGUUCUGGCCCACAGACGAGGCCCUGAAAUCUCUGCCACCCGAACGUCAGCGCUGGCUCUCCAGCCCCGACCACCAAGAACAACUGGCUGCUACUGUGAAGGCUCACAUCAUACGCAACUCGAGGGUGAUGGGCGUGAGUCAGCCAGAUAAAUUCUCGUCGUUCCGCACCAUGCACGGAUCCACCAUCAAGUACAGCUGUGACAAGACCUUGGUGGGGGCAGUAUUGAUUAAUGAUAACGCAGCCAGGGUAGUGGAACGCUACCUGACCUUCAAAGAUGGCCUGGCCUACGGCAUUGACCAGUUACUGGAGCCACCGGGUCUGGGAGCGCACUGUGACAGCAUCGAGAACAGAACUACUUUUGGACGCUGUGGACGCUGCCUCUCUCCUCCAUCCUGUCCAUUCAGACACCACGAUACGGAAAAGACAGAGCGUUGUUUCAACUAUCGCAGCAGGUAUGGGCCCAGCUACUCACGUUGGUAUGGUGACCUGGACGAUCAUUUCAGCCGGAUUGGCUGUAAGAGAGUUUGCCAGUUUCCUUCCUGGGUCCAGAAGUGCUGCAAGAACCACUACGGCCGAGACUGUCAAGUUUGUCCAGGUGGUGUGGAGGCCCCUUGUGGCAACCAUGGGGACUGCGACGACGGCACACGUGGUUCAGGAGCCUGUAGGUGUCACGAGGGCUUCAGAGGAAAAGCCUGCGAGCUGUGUGUCGCUGGCCACUAUGGCCCCAACUGCACAGCCUGCAGCUGUGGGAAGCAGGGGAGAUGUGGAGGCAUUGAAGGCUCUGGACAAUGUGUCUGUAACUCGGGCUGGGUAGGUGAUCGCUGCCAGAAUGAAAUAGGCUCGAUCCCAGAGGAGUGCCGGCAGUGCCAUGCUCAGGCCGACUGUGUGCCAGGUGUUGGUUGUCAGUGUAAAUCUGGGUUUCAGGGGAAUGGCACCUUCUGCAGCCCAGAGCCACCUCCAGACCUCUGCUCUGAGUAUAACGGCGGCUGUCACCAGAACGCAGACUGUAACCAAACGGGGCUGAUCGUCAACUGCACCUGUCACAGUGGUUACCAAGGAGAUGGUUACUCCUGCGAGCCCAUCAACAGAUGUGUUGAGGAGCAGAACGGAGGCUGCAGUGACUUUGCUACCUGCAAGUUCACUGGUCCAAACGAGCGUCAGUGUGAGUGCCUGCCGGGGUAUGUGGGUAAUGGAGUCCAGUGUCUGGAGAAGGUGGUGCCCCCUGUUGACCGUUGCCUGGAAGAGAACGGAGGCUGCGACCCAGUGGCCACCUGCAAGGACCUCCAUUAUCACACCAACACAGCUGGAGUGUUCCACCUGCGCUCUCCAGAGGGGAAGUACAAGAUGAACUUCAGUCAGGCUGACGCUGGCUGCCAGGCUGAGGGCGCUACGCUGGCCAGCUUUAAACAGCUGGGAGACGCACAGCAGCUUGGGAUGCAUCUGUGCGUAGCCGGCUGGAUGGAGGGAGGGAAGGUGGGAUACCCUACCCGCUUCCCCUCGCUGAAGUGUGGAGACAACCACGUGGGCCUGGUUAUCUACAAAGACCCUGUGGACCAGAGCAGCAUGUACGACGCCUACUGCUACAGGCUCAAAGACGUUUCGUGUACGUGUCCCGCUGGUUACGUUGGGACCGGAGACUUCUGUCACGGUGUUCUGACGAACGUCCUCGCAACAUACAGUAACUUCUCCAUCUUUUACAAGUUGCUGUUGGAUUACAGCAGCUCAACCUCGGACGGCAAACAGCUCAUUGACUUUCUGUCUCACAGGAAGUCUGAGGUCACGCUGUUUGUUCCUCAUAACGCCGGAUUCGUUCCAAACCAGACUCUGUCUGCUAGAGAUCUCGAGUAUCACAUCUCAACCAAUCACAGCAGAAGACCGUUCAAGGAUCUGAGACAUGAGGAAGCCAUCACAUCGAGGCUCGGGUUCAACCUGACUGUUACCCACGGCAACAACGAGAGCUAUAAACUGGUGGACAAGCGGCUGCUGGUGGAGUGGGACAUCCCCGCUGUGAAUGGCAUCAUCCAUGUCAUCGAGGCCCCGCUGACGGCGCCCCCCCCACCGAUCUCCCAUGAUGCAUCCCGUGGCCACACCCACUCAAGCGGCACGGCGUCAGCCAUCUUGGUGUCGCUGCUGCUGGUGUGUGUGUUGGCUGCACUCGGCUACUACGUCUUCAAACAUAAGACCGACGCUUUCCGCUUCCACUACUUUAAAAAUGAUGAUGAGGACGGCGGUGCAGCCGGCGGCAGGAAUAAACCCACACUGGUCUCCAUCCCCAACCCUCUGUACAGCGGCUCCAGGGCCUUCAACGAGCCAUUCGGGGAAACUACUCAAGGGGUGGAGCCAGCAGAACCUGAACCAGAACCUCCAAACAUUCUGGACCUGGACCAGUAAAACCAGGAAAACUGGAGUUGAAGCUGUCUGUUUACAAACCACAAUAACCUGUUGGCUAUAUCAUGGCUUUUUACAGUUCAUCUAUAUGCAAAUAAGAAAUAAAAGUCAAUAUUUUUUAUUAGCAAUCAAUCAAAUGGUUCUGUGUAAUGUGAAA